This is a messenger RNA of Naegleria gruberi, 312 nucleotides long. RefSeq lists its product as uncharacterized. Gene Ontology annotation, cellular component: U6 snRNP; U4/U6 x U5 tri-snRNP complex; Lsm1-7-Pat1 complex. The transcript has 3 exons. NCBI's taxonomy places the organism in Eukaryota, Heterolobosea, Eutetramitea, Acrasida, Naegleriidae. Gene Ontology annotation, molecular function: RNA binding. The record is from RefSeq and is a predicted model, not a curated record. Gene Ontology annotation, biological process: mRNA splicing, via spliceosome. Bases 1 to 312 code for a protein of 103 amino acids.
AUGUCCACAACAAAUACUGAAAAUACCAUUCCUAUCAUUCAACCACUUGAAUUAAUUGAUAAGUGUAUCGGAUCUUCAAUUUUUGUAUUGAUGAAGGAUGAUAAGGAGCUUGUCGGAACUUUGAGAGGAUUUGAUGAUUAUAUUAAUAUGAUUUUGGAUAAUGUGACUGAAUAUUCAUAUAGUGAAGAUGGAUCGUCUAGGACUGAAAGUAAAUUACCUUCCAUUAUUUUGAACGGAAAUAAUGUUGCUAUUCUUGCUCCAGGCUUGAGUGAACCUCCAAAACAUGAAAUUAAUCAAGAUUGUAGAUUUUAA